Molecule: messenger RNA, 1176 nt
Organism: Marchantia polymorpha subsp. ruderalis
Lineage: Eukaryota; Viridiplantae; Streptophyta; Marchantiopsida; Marchantiales; Marchantiaceae
Source: the annotation of a GenBank genome assembly
UGCAAACGUGCGCGAGCUGUCUGUUCCCCAAAAUUUCGUCGCGUGUUGCGCUAGCUUUCUGAUUCCAAGUAGAAAAUUCAAUUCAGCUUUGAUUGGUAAAGCUGUCUUCUUGUUGCUUCCAUUUUAGUGAAUUGCGAUGAGCGAGAUUUUCACCCAAAGUGGAAUGUAAUUGCUGUUUGUUUAGUCAAUUUGAGACUAAUGAUCAAGCACCAGUGAGCUAUUCGAUGUCGUCCAUGAACACAGACUGGAGUGAUCGAAGCAUUGUCAUGGACGACAACCUGAAUGUAGGUGGGGUAGACGGACUGGACUCACAGGGGAUUCACAAUAUUGUUUCAGCCAAGAGUGUUGAGAUUCACGAACAGCUGAAGGAGGUUACUCCAAAUCGUAGGCUCAGUUUUGCAAAGAUGAAACUUUUGAGACGAAGAAUUCGAAAACUGCGAAGGGAAGACCUGACAGGCAUGGUUGAAAUUCUGAAGGAGUACGAUCCUGUGCGAUUCAGAAGCAAUGACGAGAUAUGGUUUGAUAUUAAUGAGCUCGACACUGAUCUCGUGCUGCAGUUGUGGCGUUAUGUUGAAGCCUGCAAAAGGCCAAGGAUAGUACAAAGGGUGAAGUCAAACAUAUUCAUUGGGAAGGGAGGUCAUGAGAUUAUCAACCUUUCUGAGAAAGCUCCUAGUGAGAAAAUCUUCAUCGAUCUCACUGAAGAUGUUCUGGACAAUCCACGUAGCAAGACAGGCGAGAAGAAACGGAGGUUGCAGACGAUAAUUCUUUAAGCAAAUCAUUCUUCCCCAAGAUCCUUGCCUUCCAUCUGUGUUUCUCGGGAAGAACGUCUUUAACUUCUACGAUUUUUAUAUGGAGCCCGCAGAGACUGGAGAUUGACACUGGAUAAAAUUUUCCAGUUUCCUCUCAAAGUGAUGAAUGGGUGAUCGAACCUUGAGGCAGAACCUGGAUUGCUUACUCCGUUUUUUAGUAAUACUAGUCCAAAUCUAAUAUGAAUGGCAAGCGAAGUCUGUCUAUGUUCUAUACGUUCAUGUUGUCAGUGCGAUUGAUGUAAUGCACUUUUUUCAGUGACUUGAUAUUUAAUUUGAAGAUACCGAUUUCAAACCGGCAAAUUUAGAUAGGCUUUUUCAGAUAUGGCUUCUAUGGUAAGAUGAUUUACUCUCUAUAUUAUGAGAACUG